AGAGCAGGGCUGCUGUGCUCACACAUCUCAGGCAGCCAUGGGGAACUGGGUGGAGAAUGAAGGACUGUCCAUCUUCGUCGUUCUUGUGUGGCUGGGCUUAAAUGUCUUCCUCUUUUGGUGGUAUUAUCUUGUGUAUGAUGUCCCACCAAAGUUCUUCUACACCAGAGUGCUCCUUGGCCGUGCUCUGGCUCUUGCAAGGGCCCCUGCAGCCUGCCUGAAUUUCAACUGCAUGCUGAUUCUGCUGCCAGUAUGUCGAAACCUGCUCUCCUUCCUCAGAGGAUCAAGUGCGUGCUGCUCGACCCGGAUCAGGCGACAGCUGGACAGAAACCUCACCUUUCACAAAAUGGUGGCCUGGAUGAUUGCCCUUCACACUGCAAUUCACACCAUUGCACACUUAUUCAAUGUGGAGUGGAGUGUGCAAGCCCGUGUUGAAGAGAAAGGCACCCUGGCAGCUGUGCUUUCUGGCCUUGGGGACAAACCAAAGGAAAGCUAUGUGAACUUCUACAGGCAAACCCUUGCUAAUCCCAUUGGGGGCCUCUAUGUGGCUUUCACAUACUUGGCUGGCAUCACUGGGGUUGUCAUCACACUGGCCCUCAUCCUCAUCAUCACCUCAUCCACCAAAACCAUCCGGAGGUCGUAUUUUGAAGUAUUUUGGUACACCCACCAUCUCUUUGUCAUCUUCUUUAUUGGCCUUGUCAUCCAUGGUGCUGGUCGUAUUGUACGGGGACAGACAGCUGAAAGCCUGGCUGAGCACAACCCAGAGAUUUGCAGCAAGAACUUCACUCUCUGGGGCAAGAGUGAGGCUUGCCCAAUCCCCCAGUUUUCAGGGAAUCCUCCUAUGACAUGGAAGUGGGUGGUGGGUCCCAUGUUCCUGUACCUGUGUGAGCGGCUGGUGCGGUUUUGGAGGUCACAGCAGAAGGUUGUUAUCACAAAGGUGGUCAUUCAUCCCUUCAAGACAAUUGAGCUCCAGAUGAUGAAAAAAGGCUUCAAGAUGGAGGUUGGACAAUACAUUUUUGUCAAAUGCCCAGCAGUGUCUAAACUGGAAUGGCAUCCAUUUACACUGACUUCUGCCCCAGAAGAGGAUUACUUCAGCAUUCACGUCCGAAUCGUGGGAGACUGGACUGAGGGCUUGUUCAACGCCUGUGGCUGUGAUAAACAAGAAUUCCAGGAGGCAUGGAAGAUGCCCAAGAUAGCUGUGGAUGGCCCCUUUGGAACAGCGAGUGAGGACGUGUUCAGCUAUGAAACUGUGAUGCUGGUUGGAGCUGGAAUAGGGGUCACCCCCUUUGCAUCUGUCCUCAAGUCUGUCUGGUACAAAUACUGCCAUGAUGCCACCAACCUUAAGCUCAAGAAGAUUUAUUUUUACUGGCUUUGCAGGGACACUCAUGCUUUUGAAUGGUUUGCUGACCUCUUGCAAUCUCUGGAGGCUCAAAUGCAGGAGAGGAAUAAUGCAGAGUUUCUGAGCUAUAACAUCUACCUUACAGGCUGGGAUGAAACUCAGGCCACUCACUUUGCAGUGCAUCAUGAAGAAGAGAAAGAUGUGAUUACAGGACUGAAACAGAAAACCUUGUAUGGAAGACCUAACUGGGAAAAUGAGUUCAAAACGAUUGCGGGGAAGCAUCCUGGCUCCAGAAUAGGUGUUUUCCUCUGUGGCCCUGAGGGCCUGGCUGACACACUCAACAAGCAGAGCAUCAGCAACUCAGAAGCUGAUCCACGAGGAGUGCACUUCAUUUUCAACAAAGAAAAUUUCUAACUCUGAAGCAAGUGGGAGUCAUUAGAAGCAAAGUCUAAGGACUGAAUCUGUUUUUCUGUUUGGAGUCUGGGAAGGACAGCCCAGCUUCUGAAUUUCAGCUACACUAACACAGGCCCCUUUGCUUCUUGGGAAGGAUUUUGGCUCUGUGGUAGAAUAAAAGAGUCAAGUCUUACCUUAGGGAAGUUUUCAUUGCCCUCUGUGUGCUGGCUAUUUAGUAGAAAUCUGUUUUCUUAGUCUGUGUGAGGGGAUUUCCCCUCAAUUAACUGCCUUUAUCCUCCUAUUAUUUGCCACACUGCUGAAGAGUGGAGGCUGUCAUUUGCUUUUGGGAGCCAAUUCAGACCCAUAAAGCUUGGUGCUAUUAAACAAUAAAGCAUUCCAGCAUGAUGCUUGCUAUUAGCAGGCAGCUUUUCCUGAAUAACUGUUUCAACUAAUGGAGGCAAUUAGGAGUUAAAUUCAAAGUUCACUUAUGGCCUCAGCCUGGGAUGUUUUCCUUUCCUUGUACAAUAUUUUCUCUGCCUCCCCAUAGGUAGUCAUCUGAAAUAAGCAGUUCGUUAGUUCCUCAAUAUCCUCAUUCCCGCCUGGAACUAGGGGAGUUGCAAAAGGGUGGCUGGCAAAGUUAGUUCCUUACAAGAGGAAAACUCCUUUGUACACCAACACCUUCCAGGCUUCCAACAAAAGCCUUGAACAUCCUCUCCAUGAGAGAACUCAUGCAGCUGAAAAGGAGCUGCUUGUCCUCAGGAGAGUGAAGAACUGAAAAGGAACCGCCUGGGCUUCUGAGAACCAGCCCAGCUGCAGAGGGGUGGCAGGGACAGACUCAAGUCCCACACAUGGUGUGUGAGUCACUGCUUCCUGCUUUGGACACCCUCACUCUCACAUCUUCAGGCUCACGGUGCAGGGAGCCAUACAAGAGGAGGUUUUGUGUUUCCAGGACUGCCAUUUCUGCUGUUCAAGGCUGGAAAAAGCUGUUGCUGAGUGGUUUAAUGGGUGAUUUCUGAAGCACUGUUAGGUGCAAACAGUGCCUUUGGCCCCAUUGCUCAGCUGUUCCUCUUUGAGGUGAAACAGGCUUUGAGAAAGCAAUGCUCACUUCAUUUAUUUAUGGAAUAGCUGUGGGUAAAGUUUCUGAUGUGCACAAGACUCAUACAGAGCCCAGUGCCUCUGUGUGCACAUUACAGGUGGCAGGUUCUUAAAAACAAACCAAAAAAGGGAACCAAAACUUUAAUACUGGCAAGAGAGGGGAAAAAAUGUAUUAAAGCCAGCAGCAUAGGGAAAAAAAUAUUUAAAAGCAAGUGCAAAAACCUUUGAAAAAGCCACAGUUUAGUAUACCGUGUCUUCCAUUCAUCCCAGUUCUCUGCUUUGUGAUCCUUAAGCUCCACAGCCAAGCCCUGCAGUAGCUCCUGCACAGCACAAGACCUUCCUGGCAGGUUCUUGCAGCCACAGAAGAAAGCUGUGGUCUCCUUCUGCAAUUUCAGACAGCUUUGUGCAGCCAUCUGGUUGCAUGUAGCAUAUUUUACACCUCAGCUUGCCAGACAGGAUAUGUGUUCUCUCUUUACAGCAUUUUAAAAUGUUAUUCAGGCUCUGAAUGCUACUUCAGAAAGGCAGCCUACCAGCUCCUAUUUGUUAAUAUCAGUUAACAACAAAUGCUGACAAAGAUCAACUCUUGGUGGGGAAUUUUCCAGGUCUUCCCCUCAGAAGAACCAUAUUCAAAUCCACAUAUUUCUGUCUGAAAUACAUCUAUUGAAUCAUAACAGAACAUAAGUAUAGCCAAAGAAACUUCUUCUGUGGAGUAAAUAUUGCUACUAAAAUAUAAUAAGGGUCUCACCCUGUGCAAAGAGCACUGAAAUAUUUACCCUAGCUUUUAAUGGAAAUGUGAUCAGGCAUUUAUAAUCAUAUAAAGUGGGCAAAGAGGAAUUGCAAGGGGUCACAUGGAGGCAGCAUAUUUAUCAUAAGAACAGUCUUGGAAGGGUGUAUUUUAAUUCACCAUUAAUUUUCUAUACAUUGCCAUGUUUGUUCUUAAAGCAUCAGGGAUCUUUCCUUAUUCAGUCAGUUGCUGUGACCUGACCAGCUGCACACUUGCACCAGGGCUUGUCAACUUGAACUCAGAAACAGUAAUUCUGUGUUUAUUAAUAAAUCAUUGUCUUCCUAAAACAUAUAAAAG
Zonotrichia leucophrys gambelii is the source of this 3905-nucleotide messenger RNA. RefSeq names its product cytochrome b-245 heavy chain (gene CYBB). NCBI's taxonomy places the organism in Eukaryota, Metazoa, Chordata, Aves, Passeriformes, Passerellidae. Gene Ontology annotation, biological process: defense response; superoxide anion generation. The transcript has 13 exons. Gene Ontology annotation, cellular component: NADPH oxidase complex; plasma membrane. Gene Ontology annotation, molecular function: superoxide-generating NAD(P)H oxidase activity. The record is from RefSeq and is a predicted model, not a curated record. The coding region runs from base 38 to 1750 and encodes 570 amino acids.